Hypoxylon trugodes is the source of this 1595-nucleotide messenger RNA. Its product is annotated as Alpha/Beta hydrolase protein. Lineage: Eukaryota; Fungi; Ascomycota; Sordariomycetes; Xylariales; Hypoxylaceae. The record is from RefSeq and is a predicted model, not a curated record. The transcript is spliced from 2 exons. The coding region runs from base 203 to 1399 and encodes 398 amino acids.
UUUCCAUCCAAGGCUCUCGCUCUAGAUUAAGACAUUGUCUGCUUUAGAAAACACAACCUACUUCGUUUUUCAACAAUGAACAAUAUUGUUUCAAGAGAAUAUGUUCUAGUCGGCGAUUUGAAAUAGUCUAUUCGUUUAGUCCAGGGCUCACCGAGUCUACCAUCAUGUCCCCGAUUUGUUUUCCAUCCGAGUGAACGAAACAAUGCUUCCUCGGCCAAACUUGAGCUUUACGCUCCCUAGUAUACACGAUAACACCAAGCUCGACUGUCGCAUAUAUCAUCCGAAAUCCUUGGAUGGACCGCUUGGUCCUUCUGAUGAAUCAUGGCGUCGGCAUGCUGCUGUUGUCGCGCAUCCUUAUGCCCCUCUAGGAGGGAGUUAUGAUGAUCCUAUUGUACAGCUUGUAGCUAGCACGCUUGUUCAUCUUGGCUUUGUGGUUGCGACGUUUAACUUUAGAGGCGCCUCAUCAUCCGGUAGUCAUACUUCAUGGACCUCGAGGCCCGAACGCGCCGAUUACAUGUCCGUCGCCGGUUUCCUCAUCCACUACGUACAUUACUUACGCCCACACCAUAACCCCCGCAGCGCCGAAGAGCCUCUUCCGACAUUACUAUUCGCUGGAUAUUCGUACGGUGCUAUGGUGACGAUGCAACUCCCCUCUCUCGACUCGUACAUGCCACAUUUUGCCUCCCCCGCCGCACAUACUGCCUCAGCAGAUAUCCGCUUAAGGGCACAACAUCUUGCCGAACAACAAGUCCUCAUUUCUGCUACCCCCGCCUCGCCCAGGAGGUCGUUAGGUGUGCGUGUUGGUGGUGAUGAAGAUACAUCGCUACAAAAGGAUCACAGAAAACAAAGAUCACGUUCACCCGAUAGAGAAGAAAGAAUAAGGAAAGGUGUUAGGGAUAUAUUGUCUCGAAGCAAAUUGAUCCGCAGAAGACAUCACAAGGAACCCCCAAACGAAUACGAGGUUGUGGAACACGAAUGUCUGGAUCAUAUCGAUAACCUAGCAAAAUUCCGCAGCGCCUACCUAUUGGUGUCACCUCCGCUGGGCCUUGCUACCAACUUAGCAACUAUGUCCUUUUCGAAUCCCCUGUCAGGUUGGUCAAAAAGAGGGAGGGGCGGGUCUUCGUCGAGUAAAGACGCUGGUGAUACUACGAAACGCGAAGAAGCCGAGGCUGAGAUGAAACUUACAGCAAAUCCUACCCUUACUGUGUACGGCGAUCGAGAUGGGUUCUUGACUUUAAAGAAGAUGCGUGAUUGGACUACAGAGUUAGGGAGUACCGAGGGAUCACUGUUCCACCACGUAGAAGUUCCGGGUGCCGGACAUUUUUGGGUAGAGGAAGAUGUUAUAUACGAACUUAGAGAAGCAGUUCUGUCUUUUGCAAAGAGACUCAUACAGACUUGACACUUGAUGCUUAGCUAGAUACAUAACAUGCGGAAAGGGAUGAUUAUGUGAUUCAAUAAGAUACCCUUAUGAUGAUAGGAUGAAGGAAAUAUAGACGCAUCUAGACAUGUGAAAUCGACAACCCCAUGACUUAUUUAUUGUGUACAAGUACCUACAUUAGCGUAUUAUCACGAGUUAUUUUGAAUUUGAAGAUGGC